CCCAAGCCAGCAGGAGGGCACAGGAAGCCUGAUGGCUGAUUGCCCCAGGGGUACCCCAGGACUUAGAGGUCUCCAGGCGCAGACGCAACCCCAGCGUCACGGGUGGGAGUCCCUGCAAGCAUGCUGCCUUCAGGAUUAAGGUCCACGUCUUUGCUGUGCACACAUGCAAGCACUGGCAGUGGAGUGAGGGUGGGUGUAAAGGUCGGCGGUGCAGCAGUUCUGCGAGCGGGGCCAGGCAGAAUUCCGCCUCGCCUUUAAAUCCACGCUUGGAGAAGCUCCAAGAGAAGACCGGAUGAGCCCUAAGCAGCAAAGGCAGGGUGAAAGUUUGCUCUGAAUUCCUUUCUGGCUGCAUUUUGCGUGCUGUUGAGCCAGCUGGCCAGCAGGAUUGGCAUCGGGGCGGGACAGCAUGGUGCACCAAGUGGCCGUCAUUGGGGCCGGGGCCAGUGGGCUGGCGGCCACCAAGUGCUGCCUGGAUGAGGGGCUGGAGCCCACCUGCUUCGAGAGGAGUGAGGACCUCGGGGGACUGUGGUGCUUUGCUGAAAACACAGACUGCGGGAGGGUCAGUGUGUACCGCUCCAUCAUCAGCAACACAUCCAAGGAGAUGUCCUGCUUCAGCGACUUCCCCUUCCCGGAGGAUUUCCCCAUUUUCCUCCCUCACAGCCUCUUCUUGGAGUAUUUCCGCCUGUAUGCUCAGCAAUUCCAUCUCCUGCGGCACAUCCGCUUCAAGACAACAGUUAUCAGUGUGAAGAAGCACCCAGCUUUUGCCACCUCGGGCCAGUGGGAGGUGAUCACCGAGAGGGAGGGCAUCCAGGAGUUAUAUGUCUUUGAUGCUGUCAUGGUCUGCACAGGAAACUUUCAGCAGCCCCACCUGCCCUUGGCUUCUUUCCCAGGUAUUGAGACCCGCUUCAGAGGGCAGUACUUCCACAGCCAGGAAUACAAAGAUGCAGAUGCUUUCCAGGGAAAGCGGGUCCUCGUGGUCGGCAUUGGGAACACCGCCUGUGAUAUUGCUGUGGAGCUGAGUCAUGUGGCUGCAAAGGUGUUUCUCAGUGCCAGGAGCAACACGUGGGUGUUCAGCCGGGUGGCAAAACAUGGCUUCCCCUGGGACAUGUUCAAGACCACGCGCUUUAAUCACUUUCUCGAAUGGCUUCUCCCAUCAGCCAUCAUGAAAAGGAUCAAGUUUCGAAUGAUGAAUUCAUGGUUUAACCACGAGAUCUACGGCUUGGCUUCUGCUAGAAGUUCCAGUUCUCGUUUCAUUAUCAAUGAAGAGCUGCCAUUUCGCAUGCUCUCUGGAACCAUUGUGCUGAAGUCAAAUGUGAAGGAGUUCACUGAAACUUCAGCCAUUUUUGAAGAUGGAACAACUGAAGAGAACAUCGAUGUGGUGAUCUUUGCCACGGGCUACACCUUCUCAUUUUCCUUCCUUGAAGAGUCGAUUCGCAACCCACUCAAAAAUAAUAGUACCCUCUACAAAUGCAUCUUCCCACCCCAGCUGGAAAGGCCAACUCUAGCCAUCAUUGGUUUUGUCAAGCUGACUGGCUCCGUGAUGGUGGGAGCAGAAAUCCAGGCUCGCUGGGUGACAGGAGUCUUCGCAGGUGCAUACAAGCUCCCUCCCUCCAGCAAGAUGAUGGCUGAAGUCUCAAAAAAACAGCUGCCAGACAAAAGGAAUCAGUCGGAGAAGCAGAACUUGAAGAUGAAUUUCAUUAGUUACACCAGCGAGAUUGCUUCGUGCGCCGGUGUGAAGCCCAGCGUGCUGCGGCUGCUCCUGACUGACCCCUGGCUGGCCCUGGCCGUCUUCUUCGGCCCCUGCACAUCCUACCAGUACCGCCUGAUGGGACGGGGGCAGUGGAGCGGGGCCAGGGCCGCCAUCUUGACACAGUGGCAGCGGGCCUUGAAACCCUUGAAAACUCGAGUGUUGGAGGACAGUGCCUCCUCGCACUCCUGGCUCUGGCUGGGCCUCCUCGCCCUGCCCACAGCGCUGGUGGUAGGGUUCCUCCUCUCCAAAUGUCCCCGGGUGGGUGGGUGGGUGGGUAGGUUCCCAGGGCAGGGCUUCUAGUCUAGAAGAGGCCCUAUGAGGAUGGUGCCAUGCUGUGCCCACAGGGCGGUGCCGAUAGGUCCAGCGUGUAGGACCUCACCCCUCUGUCCCUAUCUGUUGUUGUAAUGCAGCGGGAUGGGACUGUGGGGUGAUUUGGGAUGAGGAUGGAGGGCAUGGGCAUGGCACGGGCUUCCUCGGCACUGCCGUUUUGGGAGCAGCAAGCAUGGAGGUAGUUGUGUUCAUAUGGAAACUUCUGGGAGGGGGGAGCCGGAAAUAAACCUCAUUGAGCUUUUAA
This is a messenger RNA of Numida meleagris (helmeted guineafowl), 2324 nucleotides long. RefSeq names its product dimethylaniline monooxygenase [N-oxide-forming] 2-like. Lineage: Eukaryota; Metazoa; Chordata; Aves; Galliformes; Numididae. The transcript is spliced from 9 exons. Gene Ontology annotation, molecular function: flavin adenine dinucleotide binding; N,N-dimethylaniline monooxygenase activity; NADP binding. The record is from RefSeq and is a predicted model, not a curated record. Bases 407 to 2050 code for a protein of 547 amino acids.